CGGUAAUUCAACGGUCUGCACGAGAAAACGCUCGCCUUGAGUUGUGGUGAUGUUUCUGCAGUGUAUAUUGACCUGUUAUCGUGGAUAGGAUACAAAAUGCCGAUAAGUGUCUCUGACUGUCAAUGUUUGGUCCAUCUGGCUGGAUUUGGGUACACCCUACUGCAAUAUGUUGACAGGCCUUGCAUUUCGACCCAAGAGUGAUUCUGCAACUCGUGAAACUUAACUUAAUCUGCUGAAAUCAUCGUAAAAACAGCGGUACGAAAAACGGGAAUACAUGGAAAAUGUUUAACCGGGGUCGUUCGACUUUUGUGGGUGGCCUACGUGAUAUGUCUGCAGAAGCUGUUGUGUGUUCUACAUUUGGAAUCCAACCCGGUAUUGUGAAACAAACAAAAGAGAAAUUCGCCAGUGAUACUGAGUCAUCUUCUUACAACGUUUUCAACAAAGUGGCUCGUUCUUCACGGGGGUCAUCGGCCAACGCAUCUUUGAAGUCAGAAUAUGAUUUUGCUCUGCGUGGAGACUCUGGGGGGAAGUACAACCAAUCUGGCUCGGUCUUCCGCAGACCUCCACUAUUUGGAAGAGAAUCAGGAAUAGCAAAAGGUUAUUUUUCGGAAGGGAGUAUCCAUAAUAUUCGUGAGAUUAAUGGGGUAGCUCCGCGGUUGUCCAAUACACCUAGAACCGGAGAUUUGGCAGCCCACACCAGGGGAAUCUCCGAGAGAAAGGAGCACAAUUUCAGAGGAAGUCUCCUCUCUACGCAAAUGAUUUCUACGGACGAUUCUUAUGGAAAUGCGUUUAAUGGACAUAACGAUAUCAACCUGAAUAAUGGAUGCAGAGUUUUCGGUACCGUUGAAGAUUUUGGCGCUGAACGGACCGAUCUUGAAUCUAGCAUACGUUUUCCGCCAGUUGCCAAGUCACCAACGAAACGUACCUUAGUUUCAACAGGACAAGAUGGUUCUUUGUCUGAAUCGCCUGCAAAUGGAACAUUUGAAAACCUGAAAUCAGAUAAAAUGGCGCGUUUUCGACCAAAUAUAUCAAACCCAUUGAGUGAGGAUUUAUCAAACAAAAAUUUAUUUCCAACACAUAUAAAACAGACACCAUUUAGCUACAUUCAUUCGAAUGACGUGGCAAACCAAAGAGAACUGAUUCAUCAAAGUUAUACUGCGGCUCCUUUUCAGUUUGCCGACAGACCUGCGUCGGAUGCGACAAAAUUAACAGCCUUCAGAUCUCCGAGAGCAAUGUCAACGAAAAUGAAAAGGUUAUAUCCUAUUUCAUCGGGCACUCUUUAUGCGAAAUCGGAAUUCACUUCACAACGGCCCAGUAGUGAAUACAAUCCAGUACAAAUUAUGCAACACAACCCAGCUCCCGUGAAUCUCUCCCCGUGCAGUCCUUGGGAUAAAUGGUCUGGUCAGGAGAAGCCAGUCGCUGUGGGUGCUGAAACAAGUGAUAGUUAUUCGAACAAUAGUUUACAAAGUUCUAUACAAGUGCAAACAAAACCACAAUUUAGAGAGCAAAGGCGUACUGAAAAAUGUCGGCCGCUCUCACGACAUUCGGGCUCACUGGUUUCAAAUGUAUUUGAAAAUCCUACUUACGCAGUGUCAUUGUCUAUGCAUAAUGAUGUGCUCCAAAACAUCGGGCCUCCAGAAAGCAAGACAGUAGAAGACGUUGCGAGGAAAUCGGUGAACGAUUCGCAGGAGGGCUCCAUUGGCGCCCUGCAAGGUCACGGUGCCAGGCGCUGUAAAUCGUUUGUAAUGCAUCGAUCAAAUACUAUAUCACUGAGUAAGGCAGACUCUUAUUCAGAGGGAAGGAGAGAGAAAUCGGCUCAUGUUCUGGAGACAAGCCGGUUUCCGCAGACAUGUUGGUGGACAUACCCCUAUCUUUCAAAUAGGCACUAUAGAUACCCGCCACAAAAAGCUGUACACUCGGAUGGAUACAAUGAACGGAUAAGCAGAUCAAAAGCCGACGAACCGAAGGAUAGAGUGAUCCAACAGGAGACACUGGAAGAAAUGAAGGAGCAUUUGGCCGAAUGCAAGAAGUCUCAUGAUACACGUGACGUUGUUCCAGAUAAGGCACAUCUAAUAAAAGAUGAGAACAAUUCACAGCCCCCCAAGCCGCUUCAAGCACCAUCACUAAGAAAGCAUAGUACGGAGAAACAUGCUUUUGGUAGGGGUUGUCAGAAAAAGGCAUCUUUAAACGGUGUUCAUAAUGAAAACGUAUCGCAGCUCUUUGCUGAACGGAACUAUCAACCUUCUACUACAUUCGACGAUCAGAAAAUUAUAUCUUCUAGGGCAGAACAAGAAAAUGUACUGCAAAAUCACGAUACGUCUGUGAAAACAACAUUACCAAUGAGUAAGACUCAUCAAGGAGACAUGAAAACUCAAAGUGCAAGACAAAGUAGCAGCUUAGAAAGCCAGUCUAGAUUUUUCGGACCGCCACCAAGAGAGUGGGUACCAGGCGGCCAUUCUGAAAACCCGACUGGACGACCCAUACUACGUUCAAAUUCACAACCACAAACAGGAGCGUUUAAAAAGGACAGCGACCUCGUUGAAUCUACAACUAAGAGGCCGUCAAGAGAGGCAAUUAAUGGCGCAAUUCCAAAACCACCAUUGUUAGAAAUGCCUGAUGUUUUGAAUUCUCCAAAACACCAGAAAGGCGACCUGGAACAUUGUGAUCCGUCGGAUGUUAACCGGACAAUGAAACGUCGGACGUUGAGUAUGCCUUCGAGCAAUAGGAAUUCAAGCAGUUCCAUCAGUCAGCGUCCUGAGUAUACAGUACUUACGCAGAAGCUAGAAGAACAGUUUAGGACCGCAACAAGCUGGAUUAAACCGAAGGUCACUACUGCGCCUUUAUCAAAGUCAAAACCAAAGGACCUGGAUCCAGAGCCAAGUAAUGGAAAGCCAGUGGUCGAAAAAUCUGAAAACAAGGCUGAGGCUGCGCUAACCGCCAGACCUUCUUAUAGCUGGCCGCAGAGUGGGAACGCUGCUGGCAAAACAAUACAACCAAUGCAAAAGCAGCUUAUGAUGGAGUUGGCAGAGACAUUGGCUAAGCGUACAGAGAAUGUAGACACGCUCCAGUUUUCAUCUUCACCACCAAAAACAGAAUUCACUGAAACCAAACAGGGCAAUAUUCCUCCACAUACAUCGCCGGAGGUUGCAGCAGUCAGCAGUAAAGUGAAACCGGACGAUCUUUUCGCCUUCCCGAAACCCUUUGCACCGAUGAACUCAACGUUAAAGCACAUGGGAGCGACGAAUGAAACGGUCGGCUGUCGGGAUGCUCCACCCAAUGUUCGACCCGGAGUGACCACCAGUGAGUCACCUGUUGGAAUGUUCAACUCGGCGCCGUUUCCGAUUACCAAUCUCGUACCAAUGCAGAAUGACAAGCAAGUGGGAAAUACUGAUCAAACCGUUGGCUUUCGAGACGCUGCGUCCAAUUUCCGUCCCGGAGUGACAACCAAAGAGCCAUCUGUUGGGAUGUUCAACCCAGUGCCGUUCCCAUCCACCAAUCCUGUACCAGCUCACAAUGAUAAGAUCGAACUUGAGUCUGGUCACGUAGAGACAAGAGAACCCGUUCCGGUUUUCACACCACCUUCAAAGGCGCCGUCCAUGCCUGUUUUCGGACAAAUCAGUGAUUCUGACCAGCUUACGAACUCGAAAGUGCAGCACGGACCCAUCAAUGGAGACGCAAAGAUACCCGAUCCCAUUAGCAAAGAGCAGUCAAAGCCAACUCCGCGCCCUCGGGUGUUGUUCCCACCGGAUGACAAACUGACCACGACGCAUGAUUACGAAGUCGACUCGAGAAUAUCGUCUCCCACUCAAUUAAGCAACGAUUAUAGAGGGCUUGUGAUGAGUAAUGAUCUGAGAAUGUACAAGAGCAACAUUGAGGACACAAGCGAUACGGCGUCAAAUUGUUCAACGACCAUAGAACCGCUAAGAAGAAGCCGGAAACAAUAUCCGCGACCGAGGAUGCAAUUCACAGACCCUUCGCCCGAUAUCCCGGAGCUAAGGACCGCCUCCGCCACUUUGGGACCAAAACCUUACAGAAUACCACCACACUUUCAAAGGCAUAAGACAACUGAGCUAUCCGAAGAACGCUCUCCAUCACUUGAAAGACCAAACUCUGCGCCCGCUACAGCACAUACCGCGGUCAAACCAAAUCCGUUAGCAAACUUACCAAAGUAUCCAUGGAAACCUUAUCCACUGAACCCGUGAAGAGCCCCGGCUUUGUCUGUAUUUUCCAGCCACACGAAUUCGAAAAGAGUAGAACCAAGACAAACUGGUGGUCAACUUUAGGCAUGAAUUCCAGCUACAAUUAUUGUCUUUACUAACUUGUGCAUUUUACUAAUAUACUUUUGUUUAUGCUUUCGAUAUGAACCUAUUUUUGCUAUUCGAAGAAGUGCGUUGCUGAAAAAUUUGCACUUCUAAUCCCGUCUACUCAAUUUGUGCUUACCUCACAUCGACAGUGAAUUACGUUUAUAUUUAUCGCUUUCAUAGCGCACGACUUUCCAUCCGAAGAAUUUUUAUUAUGCAGGAUACGUGCCUUCAUCUCAAAUUGUUGGUGUGGCAGUGAAACAAUGUGAAUAGC
Messenger RNA from Opisthorchis viverrini, 4575 nucleotides. RefSeq lists its product as hypothetical. Bases 282 to 4202 code for a protein of 1306 amino acids. The transcript has 9 exons. NCBI's taxonomy places the organism in Eukaryota, Metazoa, Platyhelminthes, Trematoda, Opisthorchiida, Opisthorchiidae. The record is from RefSeq and is a predicted model, not a curated record.